Vespa crabro (European hornet) is the source of this 1239-nucleotide messenger RNA. Its product is annotated as odorant receptor 4-like. Gene Ontology annotation, biological process: detection of chemical stimulus involved in sensory perception of smell; sensory perception of smell. The transcript has 4 exons. Gene Ontology annotation, molecular function: odorant binding; olfactory receptor activity. Gene Ontology annotation, cellular component: plasma membrane. Lineage: Eukaryota; Metazoa; Arthropoda; Insecta; Hymenoptera; Vespidae. The record is from RefSeq and is a predicted model, not a curated record. The coding region runs from base 1 to 1239 and encodes 412 amino acids.
AUGCCAGGUAAAAAGAAUCUUGUCGUUGCGAUAUCGAAUGCGAAUCAUCAGAAAGAUAUAAAUUAUAACAUCGAAUUAAAUCGUUGGCUCUUGAAGGCAAUUGGUACCUGGCCCAGAAACAAAAAUACGAGCUUGCUUGAUAUACUUUUCUCUCGAUUUUUAAACGUGCUACAUACAUCGUUAAUAAGUUUCCUUUUAAUCGGUACAGUUCUUUACAUACUCCUGGACGUACAGGAUAUUCAGGCGAAGCUAAAUAAAAUUGGUCCGGUCACGUUCACCAUUGCAACCUUGAUAAAAUAUUGGUUACUGAUAUUUCAUGAAAGUGAAAUUAAACAUUGCUUGGACCACAUAGAGAUCGAUUGGAAAGGGGUUAGGCGUCAGGAAGAUCGACGGAUUAUGCUUGAAAGCGCUCAUAUUGGUCGACGUAUCGUUGGAAUUUCCGCGUCUCUUAUAUUUGGCGCUUUAUUUCUAUAUCGUGUAAUAGUCCCCUUAAAUUCACCGAAAAUGGUAAUAGGUAACUUGACGUUCAGACCGUUAGCCUACCCCGUUUCAAAAGUUAUCAUCGAUACUCGUCAAACUCCGGCCAACGAGUUAAUUCUUUUAAUACAAUGCAUUUGUGGUUUCAUCAUGAGUGCUAUCACAGUGGGUUCCUGCAGUCUGGUAGCCAUUUGCUCUCUUCAUGCCUGUGGACAACUGAAAAUCUUAAUGCACUGGCUGAAUCAUCUCGUAAACGGGCAUAGCAAUGAAAAUGAUACUAUAGAUGAUCGAUUAAGAGACAUCGUUAAAAAACACGUGCGAGUAUUAAAGUACAUUGUUUCUUUUAUACCAGGUCUAAAAAUUUACACCGACGCUAUGAGCGACCGUCAUACAAGUGAUCUUGCAUUCUUCCAGUUUCAUCACAUGUACGGAAAAUUCUAUGGUUGGAAUCACAUCAGCACGAUCAAUAUGUUUGCCUAUAUCAUACUCCUCACAUCCUUUGUGUUUAAUAUAUUUAUCAUUUGUUAUAUUGGUGAACUACUUGCGCAUGAGUGCAAGAAAAUGGCAGAAUCGACUUACAUGAUCAAUUGGUAUCAACUUAAAGGAAAGAAAGCUCUCAGUCUCAUUCUAAUAAUUUCGAUGUCGUUAUCAUCGAGCAGACUCACUGCUGGGAAGUUCAUCGAAUUAUCUCUAAAAAGUUUCAGCGAUGUUAUCAAAACUUCGGUCGGUUAUUUGAAUAUGCUUCGUGCCAUUACAUCGUAA